This is a messenger RNA of Rangifer tarandus platyrhynchus (Svalbard reindeer), 1260 nucleotides long. NCBI's taxonomy places the organism in Eukaryota, Metazoa, Chordata, Mammalia, Artiodactyla, Cervidae. The record is from the annotation of a GenBank genome assembly.
AUGGUGAAGUUCCUGCUCCGCAAGUAUCGAACCAAGGAGCCAACUUCCGAUGCCGAAUUGCUGAAUGAAGUCCUCAGGGAUAACCAGGAGCACUACCCGGUGGUUUUCCGCCAAGCGGUUGAGUGCGUUCUGCUGGUCUUUGGGGUGGAUGUGAAGGAGGUAGACCGCAGGAAGCACAUCUACAUCAUGGUUCCCACCCUGGGCCUCACCUGUGAUGCAAUGCAGAGAGGUGGGCAGGGCCUGCCCAAGGCCGGCCUCCUGGUGGUGGUCCUCAGCGUGAUCCUCCAGAAUAGGGAUCGUGGCCCUGAGGAGGAGAUCUGGGGAGCACUCAACAAGAUGGGGGUGUAUGUUGGGAGGGAGCACUCCAUCUUUGGGGAGCCCAGGGAGCUACUGACCCAAGUGUGGGUGCGGGAUGGAUACCUGGAGUACCGGCAGGUGCCUGACAGCACCCCUGCUCGCUACGAGUUCCUGUGGGGUCCCCGGGCCUUUGCGGAGACCAGCAAGGAGAAAUUCACGGAGUAUCUGCUCAAGGUCAACCAAAGGGCUUUUAGGUCCUUCCCACUCCCUUCUGCAGAGGAUCUUCCUCUCUGUUUUUCCUCGUCUGCCACUGAGGAGGCCUUGCCCCAGGAAGCUCUGAAUAAAAUGGUGGCUAACAUGGUGAAGUUCCUGCUCCGCAAGUAUCGAACCAAGGAGCCAACUUCCGAUGCCGAAUUGCUGAAUGAAGUCCUCAGGGAUAACCAGGAGCACUACCCGGUGGUUUUCCGCCAAGCGGUUGAGUGCGUUCUGCUGGUCUUUGGGGUGGAUGUGAAGGAGGUAGACCGCAGGAAGCACAUCUACAUCAUGGUUCCCACCCUGGGCCUCACCUGUGAUGCAAUGCAGAGAGGUGGGCAGGGCCUGCCCAAGGCCGGCCUCCUGGUGGUGGUCCUCAGCGUGAUCCUCCAGAAUAGGGAUCGUGGCCCUGAGGAGGAGAUCUGGGGAGCACUCAACAAGAUGGGGGUGUAUGUUGGGAGGGAGCACUCCAUCUUUGGGGAGCCCAGGGAGCUACUGACCCAAGUGUGGGUGCGGGAUGGAUACCUGGAGUACCGGCAGGUGCCUGACAGCACCCCUGCUCGCUACGAGUUCCUGUGGGGUCCCCGGGCCUUUGCGGAGACCAGCAAGGAGAAAUUCACGGAGUAUCUGCUCAAGGUCAACCAAAGGGCUUUUAGGUCCUUCCCACUCCCUUCUGCAGAGGAUGUGAGGGAGGAGGUAGGGGGACCCUGA